AAGGCGUUUAGGCGCGCCCUGAUUGGCUGCCUUGCUCUUGCCCCUUCUCUCAUUGGCCGGCGCAGCCAUACGUCACUCCGGGCACUGCCAAUGGUGGCGCGGCGCUUCCUGCCGGCGGCGGACGGGGCGGUGAUUGGCUAUGGAGGCGCUGCAGCACACGGUGGGCUCGGUGCUGUCCAGCUACGGCUGGUACGUGCUGCUGGCCGCCGUGGCCGUGUACCUGCUGCUGCAGAAGGUGUCCCGCGGCCUGGCGGCGCGGCCGAGCGGCCGGCCCGGAGCGGCGGAGGCGGCGGAGGAGCCUGAUGUGGUGGUAAGAAGGCAGGAAGCUUUGGCAGCAGCUCGCCUCAGGAUGCAAGAGGAACUGAAUGCACAAGCAGAAAAAUACAAAGAAAAGCAAAAACAGCUGGAGGAGGAGCGGCGGAGGCAGAAGAUCGCCAUGUGGGAGAGCAUGCAGGAGGGGAAGAGCUACAAAGGAAACCUGAAACUGAAUCAGCAAGAAGUAGAACCUGGUGCCUCGGCCUCAGCAGUCCCGAAAUCGAAACCGAACAAAAAGCCUUUGAGAGGAGGGGAUGUAUCAAUCUUACCAACUCUCACAAAGCACCAGAAGGCCUCACUGUUGAACUCAGUCACCUGCUGGAGCCAUGUAGAUGGAUGAAGUGCUUUCUAUGGCCUCACAUUGCCCAUGCCAGGCUCACUGGCCAUGCCACAGUCUGCCUCCUCUCCCCUCAGCCCAAGAGCCCUUGCCAUACCUGCAGGUGCUCAUUUGGGUGUAUUUAGUGACAAUUUUCUGUGGUGGAGUGGAUCAUCCAGGCAGCCUCAAUCAGGCUGAAAAGGAGCCCCACGUAGGGUGCAGUGCUAAGUGACUUGAUUAAAUGUAUGAGACCUGUGGAUUCUUGAUUAAACACACUAAACUUCAGUGACAGUGCAGUGCUGGGAUUUCUGCUUUGAGUAUUUUCCCUGACAUUUGAAGGAAUCAAAUAGAUUGAUUAAUCUGAGGUGGUUUAAUAGGAGAGUGUGAUGUCUGGUGCUGUCAGCUGUCUUUGGUACCUCUGUCAUGGGGUAUUUACCUCCCUGGGGGAUGAGGAGUGCAGGGCUCAGCUGUGCUGAGAGCCAGGGUCAGGGCAGCUGGCUCUGGGCACCCUUCCAGCUGCUACCUGUCCCAGUUUAAUCCUCAGCAAAGUCCUUGCUUAAGUAACCCAUUACAGAAUUAGAGGUCUCAGAUCUUCUCCUGAGGUAGAUCAGCAUGAAGUGAAAGAACCAUCUGUGCUGCUCAGUUAAGCUAGAAAGCAAAACUUGGCUGGUAUGAGAAAAACAAAUUUCAAAGAUGAAGGUGAUGCUGGGAGUUUCAGUGAAACAGGUUGCUUUGAAACCCCCCUGGUUAGCAGUGCUACUAGGAUUUGGGUUCUUAGGUUUGUGCAGAACAAAUUGAAGAUGUUUGCCAAGUUGUAACUUUCUGAGUGUGUUCUGAGAUGAAGUUUCCCAUGGUUACAGCAUCAGGUUGUUCAGCUAAAGUGUAUUUGCCUCACUGCCUAUGCUUGCCUUUCAAAUGCUCUAAAAAAUACUUUGCAGUGUUAAAGAGUGGAUUUACCUUUUGACCUUCAGAGUAUUCCUUGCAGGACUGGAAUAAAGGAUUGUUUUAAGUCCCUGACUGUUGGGGCUCUUGCAGAGCAGAUAACUCUGCAGAGUUUGCUGUAAGAGCUGCUGUUGCUGCUCUGUUCAUCUUGCAGAGCAGCACUGCAGCUUCGGUGCAGACUUAGAAAAACCAAAUGGUAAUUCAUUUCAAUUUCAUUUAAUCCAAAUUGAUCAAAUUAAAACACAAGUGUUUUGCAAUGGCUUUUAAAGAAAGAAGCCCUCUCAAGUCUGGGUGUUCUCCGUGCUUUCAUUUUCCCUAAAAUGCUGCGUGUGUGAAGUAUGAGCAAGGUGUAAAUAUUAUCAGAUGUAUUUUUGGUGUUCCCUGUGUGCUGGUGAAGGGCUGUGGAGGAUGGAUACUGACAGU
This is a messenger RNA of Passer montanus (Eurasian tree sparrow), 1996 nucleotides long. It is a transcript of the gene SELENOS, whose product is annotated as selenoprotein S. Bases 140 to 655 code for a protein of 171 amino acids. Lineage: Eukaryota; Metazoa; Chordata; Aves; Passeriformes; Passeridae. The record is from RefSeq and is a predicted model, not a curated record. Gene Ontology annotation, biological process: endoplasmic reticulum unfolded protein response; retrograde protein transport, ER to cytosol. The transcript has 6 exons. Gene Ontology annotation, cellular component: Derlin-1 retrotranslocation complex; endoplasmic reticulum membrane; Derlin-1-VIMP complex.